AUGGAUCAGUUAUUUCAUCAUGUUUUAAUUACAAACAAAUAUCUAUCAAAGUUGAUAUGGAAUCAAGUGCCUGUAGUACAUAGAGUAUUGCAAAUCGAUGCAAAGAAGGAGUCUGGAAUGUUGUCGUUGGCAGACUACAUCACCUAUGGUAUCACUGAUCGAUUCAUCCAAUCAUUUACAUUGGAUUAUGUUAAUACUGUCAUUGAUCGAUCUAACCCAAGAUAUUAUUCAGAGUUGUUUGAAUUAAUAUUGAAAACAAAGAAUCAAGUUGCAAUGAUUCAUAUGAUUGAUAUAUUAACUCGAGUUGAUAGAUUUAUAUUCGAACCACAUACACCGUUAGCAAUGAUCAUCAAUAUUGAAAUGGUUACAACACUACAACAAUAUCUUACAAGACCUACUUCACCAAACAACACAUUUAAAUUCAAACAAAGUGAUUCACUGUAUGAAGUAAUGUUGGUAUCAUCAUUUUAUUAUGGUGAUUUGGAGUUACUAAGAUCAUUGAUGAACGAGAGAAAUGAUGAAAAGUGUAUACCUAUUCCUACACAACGUCAAAUAUUCUAUCAUUUCAAUAAUCUUGCAGAACCCAAAGACAAUUACAAGAUCAUCGUCAUGAAUGUAGAUUUCAAUGUGUUGGAACAAAUGUUGAUAGAGAUUAUAACCAAAUGCUCAAAGGUGUUUGAUAGUGUAGCAUGGAGACGAUUGCUUAGAGACUCGCUUACACUCAAUCUCAUCAAGGUGCUAGAGCUCAUCGCUAGUCUCUACAGUAUCCAAUCCCAACGAAUCGCAUCGGCCAAGGAAGAAGAGAUCCAUUUGGAUACGAAUAUCCUCAUUGAACUUGAAUCAUUCCCUCCACGGUGCACAACCCAACACCUCGAAUUGUUUCAUACUGCCAUUGUCAAACAUCUAAAAGUCGUAUGUCCUUACACCCAAGUCGCUGUCGACAAUGACAACAUUGACUAUUUGGUCUAUUGUAGCAAGAAUUUUAGUGAUUUCUGGAAGAUCAAUGGUCUAUCCAUAUUUGACAGUGCACUCAAAACAGGCAAACAUCGCAUCACUAAUUAUAUUUUAGAUAAUAGUGUAUUGUUGGAAUGUAAAAAAAACAAUAAUAAUAAUAAUAAUAAUAAUAGUAUUAUCUCGAUCGAAGAUAUCUCGUCACAACUCAUCUCUCUUAAAAUGAUCAACUGCCUGUUUGAAUUGGUCACCAUCCACUCUGAUAUCCUUUCAGGUACAUUUUCAAAGUUUUUGGGACGGGCUAUUCAAGCACAAGAUUAUUCAUUGGCAAAGUACUUGUUGAACGAGAUCAACCAACAACAAGACGAGGCAGCCACCGUUUGUGUUAAAAAUGAUUUAGAUUUUGCAUUUGAAAUGGCAUUAAUGUCAGACAAACAAAUUGCUUUGGAGAUGCUCGCCUCGUACUCGAAGAAAAAAGGAGUGACUCUGAUCUUGCCACUCAAAUCAAUGAGUGUUAGCUCGGCAGAAAACCAAUGCUAUGUCUUGGAGAGAUUCUCAGCGGCUUGUCCAAUUGAAGAAUUGGUCAUACCGCCGGGUGUUCGUGUGAAUCGAGACACUAUUAGAAUCGUACGAUCGCUUGGUGGUGACCCAAUGAAAAUCUUUCCUUUGAAAGGUCUUAUAAAUGCACAUCUGGAUGGAGACCUGUCGUUGCUAAAGUCACUUGUGCAGUCCCAACCUCUGUACACUCCACAUGACGGUCUAGUCGAAAAGAUAUGUCAAUUUUACAGUGCACAACAUUUACAAUGUCUUGAAGGCGUAGAUUAUGCAAGACAAGAUAAAUUUGGACAACUCGUAGAGUUGGCCAUUAUCAACCAAAAUCCAACCAAUGGAUUAGAGAUCAUCAAACUAUUAUUCGAUCAAGUAAAGAACAACGAGGAUCUAUCAAAUGCAGACAAACAAAAACUGUAUGACUCUGAACAGGGAUUUAUUCAAUUUGCAUUUUCACACAAACAUGUCGAAUCUUUAAUGAUGGACGACGAUGAUUCAAUAAUCGAGUAUUUUUGGAAUGAUUUGUAUUCUGGUCAAAAAUACAAAGAUAAAAGAAUCAUUUUAAUGGGAUUCCACAAGUUUAAUAGCGGCGUACAAAACUACACACUUUUAAGAUUAGGUCCUCCAAUUGCAAAAAAACAAUUCAUCAAGGUGAUUGAUAAAUUAUUACAACUGUCUGAACAGGCAAUGAAUGGAAAUCAAAAAGAUAUUAAUGAAAUUAGAGAUUAUAUUAUUUCUUUCAACUUUUGCAACAUAGAAAAAUCACCGCACCCAACAUAUCAAAUUAUAAACCAAUAA
Molecule: messenger RNA, 2298 nt
Organism: Cavenderia fasciculata
Lineage: Eukaryota; Evosea; Eumycetozoa; Acytosteliales; Cavenderiaceae
Exons: 3
Coding region: 1-2298 (765 amino acids)
Source: RefSeq, a predicted model, not a curated record